Messenger RNA from Danaus chrysippus (African queen), 837 nucleotides. NCBI's taxonomy places the organism in Eukaryota, Metazoa, Arthropoda, Insecta, Lepidoptera, Nymphalidae. The record is from the annotation of a GenBank genome assembly.
AUGCGUCUUAUUAUCUUGGACGACACCGCGGCCGUGGCGGACUGGGCGGCCAGGUUCGUGCUACAGCGAGUGACCGAGUUCGCGCCGACAGCGGAGCGCCGGUUCGUGUUAGGGCUCCCCACAGGCGGGACCCCGCUAGGGAUGUACAAACGACUUAUACAGUUUUACAAGGAGGGACGCAUCUCGUUCAAGUACGUCACUACCUUCAACAUGGACGAAUACGUCGGUUUGCCACGCGACCACCCGGAGUCCUAUCACUACUACAUGUGGAACGAGUUCUUUAAGCACAUAGACAUAGAGCCGAGCCAGGCUCACGUGUUGGACGGGAACGCUCCCAACCUAGUGGACGAGUGUACAAGGUUCGAGAAACUCAUUAAGGAGGCUGGAGGAGUGAAUCUAUUUAUUGGAGGUAUCGGUCCGGACGGUCACAUAGCGUUCAACGAGCCGGGUUCUUCACUUGUGUCUCGUACUCGCGCCAAGACCCUCGCCUACGACACGUUGGAGGCUAACAAACGAUUCUUCGGUAACGACAUCUCGAAGGUUCCACGGCAGGCGCUCACUGUUGGCGUCGGAACUGUCAUGGACGCCAAGGAGGUGAUGAUAUUAAUAACGGGUUCACACAAAGCGUUGGCGUUGGCCAAAGCGGUUGAGGAGGGCGUGAACCACAUGUGGACCGUCUCCGCCUUCCAACAACACCCGCAGGCGCUGUUCGUGUGUGAUGAAGACGCCACGCUCGAGUUGAGAGUCAAAACUGUCAAAUAUUUCAAGGCGCUGAGCGACGAGCACCAGAAGAUGAUAGCCUCCGCCUCUGUGACGCAGCAGCACGUGCUACACUGA